This is a messenger RNA of Andrographis paniculata, 1463 nucleotides long. Its product is annotated as glycerate dehydrogenase HPR, peroxisomal. The coding region runs from base 86 to 1246 and encodes 386 amino acids. Gene Ontology annotation, molecular function: glyoxylate reductase (NADPH) activity; hydroxypyruvate reductase [NAD(P)H] activity; NAD binding. Gene Ontology annotation, cellular component: cytosol. The record is from RefSeq and is a predicted model, not a curated record. Lineage: Eukaryota; Viridiplantae; Streptophyta; Magnoliopsida; Lamiales; Acanthaceae. The transcript has 13 exons.
UACCAUCACUCAGACUCAGUCCAAGAGGAGGUGGACGACGAUUAUUGCUCCGCCAAGCUCCACAAUUUUAUGCUUUUCGGCGCCAAUGGCGAAGCCACUGCAAAUUGAGGUCUACAAUCCUAAUGGCAAAUACAGAGUCAUUAGCACCAAGUCUAUGCCUGGAACGCGAUGGAUUAAUCUAUUGGUUGAGCAGGAUUGUCGCGUGGAAGUGUGCACGGCGAAGAAGACAAUAUUAUCUGUCGAGGAUAUCAUUUCUUUGAUCGGUCAAAAGUGUGAUGGAGUCAUUGGACAGCUGACUGAAGACUGGGGGGACACUUUGUUUUCUGCAUUGAGCAAAGCAGGAGGUAAGGCAUUCAGCAAUAUGGCUGUUGGCUACAACAAUGUCGAUGUCAAUGCUGCCACUAAACAUGGCGUUGCUGUUGGAAAUACACCUGGAGUACUGACGGAGACUACAGCCGAAUUAGCAGCUUCACUCUCUUUAGCUGCAGCAAGACGAAUUGUUGAAGCUGAUGAGUUCAUGAGGGCCGGCUUAUACGAUGGAUGGCUGCCUCAUCUGUUUGUAGGCAACUUGCUCAAAGGACAGACUGUAGGCGUUAUUGGAGCAGGUCGUAUUGGUUCCGCGUAUGCUAGAAUGAUGGUUGAAGGGUUCAAAAUGAACUUAAUCUACUACGAUCUCUACCAAUCCACACGUCUUGAGAAGUUUAUCACAGCUUAUGGUGAGUUCCUGAAAUCCAACGGUGAACAGCCUGUCACAUGGAAAAGGGCGUCGUCCAUGGAUGAAGUGCUUCUAGAAGCUGAUGUGAUAAGUCUUCAUCCAGUGUUGGAUAAAACUACUUACCAUCUUGUGAACAAAGAACGGCUUUCGAAGAUGAAGAAGGAAGCCAUCCUUAUCAACUGCAGCAGGGGCCCUGUUAUCGACGAGGCAGCUCUUGUCGAGCAUUUGAAAGCAAAUCCUAUGUUCCGAGUUGGCCUUGAUGUAUUUGAGGACGAGCCAAAUAUGAAGCCUGGGCUUGCAGAAAUGAAGAAUGCCAUAGUGGUUCCACACAUAGCCUCUGCUUCAAAGUGGACACGUGAAGGAAUGGCGACACUGGCUGCGCUGAAUGUCCUGGGGAAAAUAAAAGGAUAUCCAGUUUGGGCAGAACCGAACAAUGUGGAGCCAUUCCUGAACGAGAACGCCCCGCCACCUGCUGCAUCGCCGAGUAUCGUCAAUUCGAAAGCUUUAGGCUUGCCUAUGUCAAAUCUGUGAGCCGAAUCCCUCGAAGAAGAAAGUAUGCAGUGUGUGUUAAGUGUAGCACAGAGUGAAGUUUUUCUUGGUAACUACACUUAACCUUACCUUGCACUGUUGUGUAUAGUUUCUUUGUUUCUUCAGUUGAGGAACAUACAAGGGACCUUAUACACCUUGUUGAAUGCUAAUAAUAAUAAUAAUAAUAAUAAGAAGAAGAAGAAGAAGAUUAUUGAUAUUA